Molecule: messenger RNA, 5765 nt
Organism: Dreissena polymorpha
Lineage: Eukaryota; Metazoa; Mollusca; Bivalvia; Myida; Dreissenidae
Product: zinc finger SWIM domain-containing protein 8-like
Cellular component (GO): Cul2-RING ubiquitin ligase complex
Molecular function (GO): zinc ion binding
Source: RefSeq, a predicted model, not a curated record
AUAAAUACGGACGUGGGCGGAAUGUUACGGAAAUAAGCGAGUAGGUUUUGUUAUUGUUGUCACAGAUCGACAUGAAUUUUCAACAAAGGCCAUAAUUUUUGCAACAUGUUAGCUUUUUAAGCGAUGUCUUUAAGACAGAUAUUCCAUCUCGAUGGAGCAUUGAACUUUUUCUGACGAAACUGAUAGGCACAAUUAAGGAAAUUAACAGAAUGUAAGCUAAUUUUUUAUGUCAAAAUUGAACGUCUGCUCCGACAAAAUUUCGACAGAUUGAUACACGAAAAACCUUCUGAUUGAAAGCAAUGGAUUUCAUGUUCGAUUGGGACAACGAUGGGGAUCGGUUUUCCUUUGAUGACAGCGACCGGUUCGAGGAGGAGUCUAUGUGUUCCUGGUUGAGUGAAACAGAGAGCUUGAAUCAAAACUGGCGUGGAUGGAAACGUCAAAAUGCUGGACAAGCAAGUCCUCCAUUCAGCAAAACUCAAGAUGGUAGGGUGCUGUCCCUGGUGGAGCUUGCUUCUCAGACGGUGGCCUGCAACAUCCCGUACGGGGUCGUGGAGAAGUACCCCCAGCCUAUCCCGGAACCACUGCAGCUGAGGAUCACAUACUGGAGCUUCCCGGACUGUGAGGAGGACAUCAGACUCUACUCCUGUCUUGCUAAUGGCAGUGCUGAAGAGUUUCAGAAGGGAGAUCACCUGUACAAAACCAAGGCUGUUAAGAAUGCACUUCAGAUUGGAUUCCAUUUGAGUGCCACUGUUUGUCCAACCAACACAGCGGGUCAGCACAACAAGGAUGGCUUCAAGGUGGCCAUCUUGUUUGACCGACGGCGGAUAUCUCAGUGCACCUGUACUUGUAACAGCAAUGCUUUCUGGUGUUCACAUGUGGUGGCUGUCUGUCUAUUCAGAAUCAACCAGCCCAGCAAUGUGACCCAGAGGGUUCCAGUGUCAGAGAGUCUAGCCCAGCUUCACCGCGACCAGCUACAGAAGUUUGCUCAGUACCUGAUUGCUGAAAUGCCCAAGGAGAUACUGCCGAUUGCGCAAGGUCUGUUGGACAAGCUGCUGUCUGACCAGGAGUGUGACAUGAACACCCAGAACGGGGCCCCAGACCCCACUGCAGGGGCCGAGGCCAAUGAGGAGACCUCCUGGUGUCUGGAUGAAAAGCAGCUUCAUGAGAACGUCAAGAAGACUCUGGUCAAGUUCUGUGUGCCUUCCCCAGUGGUGUUCAGUGAUGUGAACUUCCUGACCCAGACGACCCCACCGGCUGCAGCUGAAUGGCAGAGCCUGCUGCGACCCCUGAGAGGCCGGGAGCCAGAGGGCAUGUGGAACCUGCUGUCCAUCGCCAGGGAGAUGUUCAGGCGCUCUGAUCAUAAUGCCAUCCCUCUCAUGGAGAUAAUCACAGACGAGGUGUUACAGUGUGAGCAGAUCCUAAUAUGGUGGUUCAUGACAAAGAUCACCAACAACAACAGCAACCAGAUCAGCAGUCGGUCUAGCAGCAACAGCAGCGCAAGUAUCACACAGCAUGCAGCCUCCAGCCUUUGUGAUGAGAUUGUCAACCUCUGGAAGCUGGCAGCUCUCAAUCCAAAACUGAGCCCUGCACAAAAGGAAGACAUGUGCUCAAAAUUCAAAGAGUGGCAUGUGUCCACUAUUGAGAAAGUGAAACGAGCGCGAAACUCUAAUUCUGGUAGCGCCAGUGGAACUUUGAAGAAAACAGAAAUCGAGAAUUUUUCAGGGUUUAAACCAGGUAUUGAAGCCUGUAUCCUACAGUGGGAUGAUUAUCAUAUACCAGGUGUGACAUAUUCAGAUUCACAUAAAUUAUCAUUGCCAUAUAGAUUUAAUAAAAUGUUAGAUUCAGAUGCCAAAAAGCCAUCUCGUGUACAACCCAUGGCUGUUUGUUCAGAGAACUUGAUCAGUACAGAUGACAGGACCACACUGGCAGAGGCCACUAACAUGCUGAACGAACACCACUCACCACAGGAUAUAAAGAACAAAAGGCACAGACACCCAAGUCGACAAGGUCACAAUAACGACGGGGCAAUGAGCUCAGGGUCAGAAGGCUUCUGUGAACCUGAUAGGGGUAGCUCACUGUUCAGGGAUUCUGAUUCUGGUUCAGAAAUGAAAGAACCAGGAUCUAGGAGUAAUUCUUUAGACGAUGCAGAAAUUUUGUUCAGUAUUAACACUCAGAAAUCAAAACAAGAGAAUUUGAACUUGACGACGGGCAAUUCACUUGAUAAUGAUGAGGAUUGUUUGAUGGAGCUGGGGCAUGGGGUUGCCCAGGGAUCUGCAGCAGAAGCAGGCAACGGGGCUGAAGACCAAGGGGCUGGAGAGAGGCAAGCCCAAGUGGAUCCAGCAGGGGAACCCCUGGGUGAUGAGUACUCCAUGUACUUCUAUGACAGAAAUAAGGCUUCUGAGAUGGACAAGAAAAAGGACAAGAAUGAGGAGCCAAAUGUCUUUGCAGGUGUCAAGUGCUUGGAUAAUAGGCAGGAAAUUUCGUUUGCCCGUGCAGAGGCCCUUCAUGCCCAUGGCCACACUAAGGAGGCGUGUCAGCUGGCCCAACAGCUGGCAGAGGAGUUGCUGGCCUUUCCCCCAGACCUCCUGGCAGAGACCGCCGCUGUCCCCUCUGUCAAAGUGAAGCGUAAGAAGGCACUAACCAACAUCACAAUGUUGGCCAGUACAACCUUGUCCAAGGCAGCCUUCCUAGCAGGGGUUCUACUUGAAGAGCAAGAGAUGUGGCAUCUGGCCUUCAAGAUGGGCAUGUUUGUGUUGGAAAUGCCACGACCACCCGCCUCCUGUAAAGCCAUGGAGGUGAAGUUGGCCUACCAGGAGACAGAGCUGCUGACCCUUCUCAAGAAGAUCCCACUGGGUCCUGCAGAGAUGGCCGUGCUGCGACAGAGGGCUGAGCAACUGAAGGACGGCACCAUUAAGUCUCGCGGAGAGGCCCUGCUGCCUCUCACCCUAGCCAGCUUCAUAUUUGAUGCUCUCUGUCUUGGAACAUGCCCAAUGACACUGGCAAAUGUUGGAUGUCCACGUCAGCCGGUACAGGUCACAUGCAGACAGGCUGGUGAUGAAAAACUAGGCUUUGAAGGAUGUGUUGCAGCUCUAGGCAUGAAGGCCAAUGUGUCAGAGGCAGACCACCCCUUGCUGUGUGAGAGCACCAGGAAACAGAGAGGGGAGCUUGCCAUGGCUAUGUUGCUUAACUACAAAGAUGAUAUUUGUAAACUCAGCAAGAUUAUGGACAAGCUUCUUGACAAGGAGGUGCAUUCACAGUACAAAGCCCACAGCCUGGUGUCCUACCUAAACCCAAGACAGGCAGCCAGUCAGCCUCAGGCUAGUGCCGCCCAGCAGUUGAGCAGACACCACAGCCACGACCCCCAGAGAGGGCCCCGCGGGGCACAGGGGCGGGGUGGGAACACCAGGUCCUCAGAGCUGGAUGAGUUCCCUCCCACUGACGACCCCCGGGCCGGGCACUCUGGCCCUUCCUCCCUGGGGUCUGGAGCCCCUGGUGCCAGGCCCAAAAUAUACCCCACACUCACUUAUGGCCAAAGUCGGGACACUGACAGUUCAGCCGUGGAAGAAGAGGGAGAUAACUCCUAUAAAGCAUUGGAAGCCAAGCUCAAAUGCAUGGCACUCAAGAAAAAGCCUUCUCAAGGCAGGGCAGCAAUAGACAGCAGUGCACCGGAGACGACCAGCAGUGACAAUUCCCCGACCCUGGUGCGGCGAGUGUGGGGCAAGCCCCAGGGGCCAGGCAGUGACAGUGGGUCCAGCGGGGAUAGCGACUCCCUGGGCUCCAGCAGCUCAGGAGACAAGGCAGAGUUGAGAGCCAAGCUGAGAGAUGAGAGCCCACAGGCUCAGAUAAACAGCAGGAUAGCAGCAACUUCACAGUUCAUUUUGGACUCAAGGAGCUCUACUCCAAAUCUUAAAGGAAUCAGGUUCAAAGGCAAGAGGAUCAUGCCGACCAUUCCCAACCAGCCCAGCGAGGCCUCAGCCCACUGGAUGUGGGAGCUAGCUAAGACCAUUCUGAACAAGGCUGGGGGUUCCAGCUCCACCUCACAGUUUAUCCAGCCCACCAACAACACCCUGCCAACAGGACCACACAGAAACCUGCAGCUGUGCUCGUUUCAGAUCGGUCUUUACUCACUGGGUCUGCAGAACUGUGUCGCUCCAAACUGGCUCUCCAGAACCUACUCCUCGCAUGUCUCUUGGAUUUCUGGUCAGGCAAUGGAGAUUGGCAGUGCUGCUAUACACAUCUUGAUCGACACCUGGGAGGGUCACCUGACUGCCCCAGAAGUUGCCUCUCUGGCUGACAGGGCGUCUCGAGGCAGGGAUCACAACAUAGUGAAGGCAGCCGCAGAGCUGGCACUGUCCUGUCUACCCCAGGCUCAGGCCCUUAACCCCUCUGAGGUGCAGAGAGCACUCUAUCAGUGCAAAGAACAGAGCAAGGAAAUGCUGGAAAAGGCUUGUUUGGCUGUCGAGAGUGCAGCCAAAGGAUACAGUGUAUACCCAGAAGUUUUAUUCCAUGUUGCCAAACGCUGGUACGAGCUUGCAGAGGAAGCUGCCAGACAGUCGGGUGGGGAGAAUCAUGGCAGGCAUUCAGUUGAGAGCCGAAAUACAGCCGUCCCCACUCAGCCCCCGUCCAUGGCGCGAUCUGCCUCCAGUCCAGGUCAUAUAGACAAUACCAGCCCAGUCAAUCCCUCAGUUGUUCCCUUCAGUAACACUCCGCCCAUGGGUAACCAGGUGGCCAUGUCUGGUGCCCAGCUGAUCGCCCAUGGCAACCAGCUUCCACCCACAGUCAUGGUUCCAUUCACCAUUCCGCCAGUACAGUCAGGUCCCCAUCAUCCUCAUAUGCAGCAACAGCAAACCUUUGUACAGCCCACCUACAACAUUGUUCAACAGAUCCAUCAACCAUUCGGGUGUGCCGCCGUUCUCACAAACAAUUCCAAUGCAUCCACAGUCGAUGCCUCCAUAGUUACCUUCACCUAUAACAAUGCUGUUCAUUACAACCUCCCACCAACGACAGUCUACUCUUCCUCCGGCCCGUAUCGACCUCUGAUCCCCGGGCCCACCGUCCCAAGGUUGCAGGUGAUGCCAGGCCAGAUGGCUACUCUGCAGGGUAUGAUGCCCCAACAGGCGUCAUUGCCGAUGCCCCAGCCACACCUUGAGGACCACCACCAUGUCCUGCUGACCAGCCACAUUGUAAAUCCUACCCAGGCUCACUACCUGCAUGCUGCUUUCAGAGUGGGCAUGUUGGCUAUGGAGACACUUGCGAGACGGAUACACGAUGAUCGACCGCAGUCCAAGUACGCUCGUAAUCCACCAAAUGGAGAAGACGUGAAGUGGCUGCUGAAAUUGGCAAUGAAGCUAGGCACCAGUUCCCUACAGCAAUUCACUGGGACAGUUGUCAAUGCAGUGGUCAGCCCAUUCCUGUGUAUGACAUUGCCAUUGAGGCUGCAACUGUUUCUGGCAAGGAACAACCCAGUGGCUGUUCAGAAUCACCUUAGAUCCGGAAUACUCAACCCACUAGUGCAGAAAUGUCUUCAAAUGUUCAUGCAGUGCGCCCAUCAGCGUAUUCACCAUAUCAAUUCAUCAGAGUACGAUGACUUCGUGAAUACCAUAUGCACUGCACGCAACGUGUUCUGCCUCACCCCUGGAGGCAUGGUACAGUUCCAGGAACUCCUUCAGAGUCUGCGACGUAACAAGUCCUGCAGGAAGGAACUCUGGCAGAGGAUUAUGAAGGGUCUGGCAAUGCACGUGACUUUAUGACAUGCUCUAUGAAGU